Messenger RNA from Dissoconium aciculare CBS 342.82, 664 nucleotides. RefSeq names its product UPF0057-domain-containing protein. Gene Ontology annotation, cellular component: membrane. Lineage: Eukaryota; Fungi; Ascomycota; Dothideomycetes; Mycosphaerellales; Dissoconiaceae. The transcript has 2 exons. Bases 388 to 660 code for a protein of 90 amino acids. The record is from RefSeq and is a predicted model, not a curated record.
CUCGCUUAUUUUUUUUGCUUCAAGGUCGAUCGGAUUAAGCAAUCACUUGUUUUCUUCAGUGACAUUCAGUCUAUUCACCAGUCGCUUCCAAAGUUCAGACGUGAGGAGACAUAACGAUACAAAUGACGUCAUGACGCUGAAAUCAAUACAGCCGCCAGGCGCGUCUCACUCACACUGACUCACGACAGCUCACGAAAGCAGAAAGGUAGACUUCGACUUUGGCGCGCGCAAGGCAGCGGCUUUACUUUCUUCUUCCUCUUUCUCCUUCAAAUUUCCUUCACGGAUAAUAAUACAACCACACCCGUAUUCACGAAGAACAGUAUCUACCAUAAUAUCAAAGAAACCAUAACCUCAAGAACAAAGAAACCCCACCAUCCAACCGCAACAAUGCUCUCCGCAAUCCUCCUCGUCAUCAUCGCCAUCUUCCUUCCACCGGUAGCAGUCUUCCUCAUCGCCGGCUGCGGCGCCGACCUGCUGAUCAACAUCUGCCUGACCAUCUUGGGGUACUUCCCGGGACACAUCCACGCGUUUUACUUGCUGUACGUCUACUACAAGCGCAAGGAUCACGUGACCAAUGGCAUCGUCGACACCGCGCCUGCGCCGGGCGUCUACUCGGAUCGCAUCCAGAGGGGCGGGGAGACCACCUACGGGACUGUCUAGAGGG